Messenger RNA from Fusarium fujikuroi IMI 58289, 720 nucleotides. RefSeq lists its product as uncharacterized. The transcript has 3 exons. The record is from RefSeq and is a predicted model, not a curated record. NCBI's taxonomy places the organism in Eukaryota, Fungi, Ascomycota, Sordariomycetes, Hypocreales, Nectriaceae. The coding region runs from base 1 to 720 and encodes 239 amino acids. Gene Ontology annotation, cellular component: cytosol; nucleolar ribonuclease P complex; ribonuclease MRP complex. Gene Ontology annotation, molecular function: ribonuclease MRP activity. Gene Ontology annotation, biological process: tRNA processing; rRNA processing; nuclear-transcribed mRNA catabolic process, RNase MRP-dependent.
AUGUCCGCUCCCGCUUCCCAAGGCCCCCGUAAGAAGGUUGUGCACCAGCUUGACACUCCUUUCUCUACUGUCUCAUGGCCCUCAAUCUUGAUAGAAGACCAGGACACCAUCCUCGAAUUGCUGUGCGAACUCCUGAGCCCCAUUGGGAAGUAUCGUCAGACACAAAUCAAGAGAUCCAAGGGAAGACGUUCAUCGCAAAAGGAGAAAGCGACCAAGAAGACAGCCCAUGCUUCAGAACAACCUCCAGUGCCCCCGAUGCCCGAGAUAGAAGCCAGCAUCGAUGUCGGUCUUAACUGUAUUACUCGAAACCUGCAGUUGUGUUCGCGACAAGAGACUGGAUCAAUGGGAGACGAACCUGACCGACAAUAUUCCAUGGUCUUUGUAACGCGGGGCGAUCAAGCCUCAACAUUCAACUGCCACUUCCCACAGAUGAUUGGGGCGGCAUCUAGGAAGACCAGUUCCGAAAGGAAAACUCGCCUGAUAGGCUUAUCUAAACCAUGCUCUGAACGCUUGAGUUCUUGUCUUGGAGUGCCAAGGGUUUCAUCUAUAGCUAUUCGAAUGGAUGCCCCAGGAGCUGGAGCUUUGCAGGAGUUUGUUAUGAAGAAAGUCGAGCCAAUAGAAGCCUCGUGGCUUGCUGUGUUUUCGGAUGCACAAUAUCUUGCCCCAAAGAUUAAUGCUAUAGAAACAACGGUGGGACCCAAGCGAGCGCGUGUUGAAUGA